Dreissena polymorpha is the source of this 2306-nucleotide messenger RNA. RefSeq names its product ras-related and estrogen-regulated growth inhibitor-like. The transcript has 4 exons. The record is from RefSeq and is a predicted model, not a curated record. The coding region runs from base 285 to 923 and encodes 212 amino acids. NCBI's taxonomy places the organism in Eukaryota, Metazoa, Mollusca, Bivalvia, Myida, Dreissenidae. Gene Ontology annotation, molecular function: GTP binding; GTPase activity.
CGGAGAAAUUUCGCAAUAGACAGGUAUAUCCAGGGUUUAUGUAUUUCGAUAAAGUUUGUAAUAGACUGCUGCUUACCGGUGGGCUUAUAAAUGAUGCCAUUCGACAGCAAAGGUAGCACGAGAGGCACGGGCACGUGAUUGUGAUGAGCUCCACUGAGAAGUACAUAUAUAAAUUCCAAUGGGUGCAUGAGUCUUCAGGAUUGUGGGUGGGUGCACGAGUCUUCAGGAUUGUGGACAAAGCAUAUUGUUUUCGUGUGAGUGAAAUAUCUGAAUGAGACCUGAAUAUGUCACAGAAACGUUUCACUGGGGCCAGGAUUGUACUUUUUGGGGCCGGCGGAGUAGGAAAGACAGCAUUUGCAGUGCGUUACAUAACGAAAAGAUACAUCGGUGACUAUGAUCGAGACAAAGAGAUGAUUUACACGCGACGACUUCCGACUCCUCGAGACGAGAUACUUCUGGAAAUACUCGACACAGGCGCCAGUCCUCCAAUCGAUGUCGUUGAAAAGCAUGUGAAAUGGGGUGACGGUUUCGUCUUAAUGUUUUCAUUGGCUGACAGAAGUACCCUUGCAUGUUUGAACGAAGUUAAGGGUAUAAUCGAAAAGGCUAAAGGUCGCGAUUGUCCCUUGACCUUGGUUGGCAACAAGAGUGACCUGAUUUCAGCUCGGGAGAUCGAAGAAGAUGAACUCGGACAAACAGCUCAAAAAUUUGACUGUCCGAAGUUUGAAAUUUCUGUGGCAGAAGGUAGUCAAGGCGUUCUAGAAGUCAUGGACGAGAUAAUAUGUCAAAUUAAACGAGACUUUGUGAAAAAUCUCAGCUCGUAUAAUCAGAAUCAGGUGACAGACAACAAGCCGCGCUCAAAACUCUACAGCAUGAAAAAGGCGCUCAAAAAGCGCAUCAAUAAGAGUCAUAGUGAUACGUUUUGAAACUUCAUUUCACCGGAACUACUUUAUCUGUUCAAGUGUUCCAUUAAUAGAGUGAUGCGUUAAUAUGAUUAUUAUUGUCUCACUAUUUCUAUGAGAAAAGCUCAGUAAUACCAUUCAAAUGUACAGUUUCUGCAAUCAAUCAAAAUAGAAGCAGAUUUGCUAUAUUAUCAGUUGGGUACAUGCAUCGUUUAAACGUAAAUAACUCUUUUUCUUGCAUACAGGUUGUAAUAAAUCUUUUUUAUUUUAGUGGUCUCGAUUUUUAACGGAUAAGAAAAUAUCAAAUACAUUUUAUAAUGAUUGAACCAAAAUGCUAGUGUAACAGGUUUUUAUCAUGUCUUGUACUUUUUUAAGGAAAAAGAAGAAUCGUUUCCGCAAGUUUCUCUUUUUUUUCAUUUAUUUUAAGUAACAUCAUCAUUUGAUCGGAGCCUAAGAAAAUUUAGUUUAAAGUUUGUAUACUAUCCGUUCCAAAGUAGUCUUAAGAGAGUGAGCGACUGAGCCAUUCAGCAAUUACAGUUUAUCGGGCAACGAUAGGUAACAUAUAACAAACACACAGCAAAACUGGUUUGAUAAAACUAAAAUGUAAUGAAGUGGUCAAAACAAAAUUAUCAUUUCUCCGUAUCUGGUUGCUCUGUAUUCGGAACGCGUAUUUAUAUUAAAAGUCAUGCGAAUAUGUAUACAUAAUUAAAGCUCACUGAAAAAGAUUGUCAAUAUAGAUCAUUCGUGUAUCAGUAGAAAUGGAAGCCAGUGAAAUAACGUUCGACAUUAUGCAAAAUUAUAUAGUAAAAUGUAGUUUGCUUGUUUCACCCAAUAAAAAAGAGUUGUGUUCGCUUUCAUAUAGUUUAAAUAAAACUCCACGUUGCUUGAAUCUAUUUAGACUAUCGAACUGGAUUAACAAUUUAAUAAACACACAAAAGUCAUUACACAGAUAAACGGUCGAUCUUAAUGAAACGUUAAUGUAUAUUACGACUUAUUCGAAUACACCGCACCUCUUGUGCAUUUACAUAUCAUAGAAUGUAUUCCAAACAAUUAAUGUUAACCCGCAUUACCAUUCAAAACAUUUAUCUCCUUUUUUUAAUAUCAUUUUAAUAUGGUAGGCCUUGUGGUAGGAUGCUGAUCAAGAAAUCAGAAGGUCCCUAUUUCGAAUCCCUCUUUUUUCCUUAGCAAAAUAUUUUACUCUUGCUCCUACUGCGCCGGAUGUUAACGUACGACUUAUAUCCCCGUGAUUUGGGGGUAAAUGUCAAAGUCGAUUGAAGAUUGAACAUUCUAGUAUCAUAAUCAGAAAAUAAACCCAUGUAUUUACCAUUUGCAUAUCAUGUACGUAUAUAUGUUUUGCUUAAAUCAUUCGAACAAACAUGCCUUCAAAAUAAAAGUUUAAUAUCCUAA